AUGGAUCAGCUCAGGAGAGUCAUUCAAUCAGAUGCCAAAGGAGCACUGGAAAAGAUACAAUUGUGUUUAACAAAGAAACUGCUGCCAGAUUUGGAAGACAGAAGGAAAUAUCAUGAGGAGUUUGCCUCAUCCACUUCACUUCAUGGCGUGCAUAACAUUGUCCACACGCAGAGCAAGGCUCGCAGGGCGCUGUGGCUGCUGAUAGUCGCAGGCUGCCUUGCCAUUGUUGUUUGGCAGAUCUGCAGUCGCUUCAUCUACUACUUCAGCUGGCCAACCACAACUACAGUGGUGGUUCAGUACAUGGAAAAAGUCAAAUUCCCCGCUGUGACCUUCUGCAACUUGAACCGGUUUCAAGCUCAUGCAGUGAGCAACCUGAAAGUAAUUUUUUUAAUUUGGAACAUUGUAUCUGCAAUUCUCCAAAAAUUUGCUAUGGAAGAUAAAUAUUCCCAGGAGUUAAAUGAUUUCCUUCUUGGGAACAAGAACUUCAGCAUCAAAGACUUUACAAGGAAAAAUGGGUUUUAUCUGAACAGCAGCACAUUGCUAGAAUGUGAUUUUUUUGGAAAGCCAUGUUACCCACAGGAUUUUGAACAUGUUUUCACUGAAUAUGGAAACUGCUUUACUUUUAAUCACAAUGAUCUUUCAGCAAGAAGAGUGAGUUUGUCUGGAAGAGGCUUACAUUUGCUUUUUGAUGUCCAGCAGGACAAAUUCACUGACGAACCUACUCUUGGUUAUACUGAUGCUGGAAUAACUUUCGUUAUCCAUUCACCCCAAGAGCUUCCACGUUUUGAUGGUUUAGGUUUACUGACACCAGUGGGGAUGCACGCACAGGUCGCAAUCCGCCAGCUGAAGUCAAUUAUCCAAGAAUAUCCAUGGGGAGAGUGCAAGCCUGAUAUAAAGCUUCAGUACCACAAGAUUUAUAGUACUAAUGGAUGUUUGCUGGAAUGCAAAGCCCGGUACAUACAGGACUGGUGUGGCUGUUUGCCAUUCAUUCUUCCAGGAAAUGGAACAGAAUGUGACUUGCUGAAGUUUUACAAAUGUGUUUAUCCAGCAGUCUAUGAUAUAGAGAUAAAAGGAUUAUGUACAGUAGGAACACACAAUUCCACUUGUCCUGCCCCAUGUGAAGAAACAGAUUAUCCUACCACUGUCACCUAUUCAAAUUUUGGAGGAGAAAAAGCCAUAAAAUAUUUUUCUACAAAACUGAAGAAAAGCUCAGAAUACAUCAGGCAAAAUCUUGUGCGUAUUGAGAUUAAAUAUCAUGAUCUGAGCUACAAAAUAACACAGCAGCAGAAGGCCUUGACUAUCUCUGAGUUGCUUGCCGAUGUAGGUGGCCAGCUUGGAUUGUUUUGUGGUGCCAGUAUGAUUACAAUCAUAGAACUGCUAGAGUAUAUUUUUACUAACUUCUGUUGGAUGUGCAUCUUUCUUCUUUUGAAAGCUCCUGAAAUGCCUCAAUGGAACAAUCCAUCCCAGAACCAACCAACACAUAAGGGAAAAAAGAGGGGAAUACAAGAAUGUUAAUGGCUCGUAGAGGUCCAGAACUUACUGAUUUCUUUUUAAGAUACAAAGGAGACUGUAGAAUUUUACACUGCUCCCUUCUCUGCUCUCCUUAUUCUCCGUAUUAUUCCUUAAAAUGAUUUAACUGUGCUAAACAACUUUAAAGAGUGCAUUUCACAAAGUCUCACUUUCCUUCUCAUAUAAAGAAAAAUGCAAUCUUUAAAUUUUAUUUUUAAAAAUUAUUUUAGAAUAUCAUAGCAAGUGAUGCUGACAUAUGAUACAAUUUAGCAUUCAUAACCCAGAUUUUAUCUUUUGUUUUGAGCGAUGAGAAGUAAUACACAUGCCAAAUUAUCUCACAGACAUUUCUUGACUACCAUAAAUAUGGAACAUUGCUAUUCUUAAAAUGCUGGUUCCUUAUUAACAACUCUUCUAGUAGGUUAUCAUUGUAACAUAUUCCAGUGAAGAAUAUGGUAACUUCACCUAGAACAAUUAGGAAUGUGCCUAAUAGCACAAAAAUUUACAGUACUAUCUGUCUGAAACACAUCAAAAAAAUCUCAUCAGUCUGCCAGCUACUAUAGAGAACCACAGGGCAUCCAAGUGGAUGGCAAGUGAGCAAACAUGGGUUGAGUACAGUGUUUAAUGUCAUGAAAAAUGAUAAUAAAGGCUAAAGGCUUCAUCUAAGUCUUACUAAAUAUGAGUCAGUGUAAGAAUUUUGUGGCUUUGGUACUAUUUCAGGCUUCCUGAACAUUUAAUUCUUUAAAAGUGUUCAGAAAAGCUUCUGUCAUUUCCUGCAUCUGUUUGGGCCUAUAGAGCAGUAGUGGUUUAGUCUUAUGUUUUUUUUUUUUUUUUUAAGA
Vidua chalybeata is the source of this 2345-nucleotide messenger RNA. It is a transcript of the gene ASIC5, whose product is annotated as acid sensing ion channel subunit family member 5. Gene Ontology annotation, molecular function: ligand-gated sodium channel activity. Gene Ontology annotation, cellular component: membrane. The transcript is spliced from 10 exons. Gene Ontology annotation, biological process: sodium ion transmembrane transport. The record is from RefSeq and is a predicted model, not a curated record. Lineage: Eukaryota; Metazoa; Chordata; Aves; Passeriformes; Viduidae. Bases 1 to 1515 code for a protein of 504 amino acids.